AUGUAUCAUCUAAACUCUAGGGAUGUGGGAGAGAGUGCUAAGGUCGGGGAGAAAAGGAAUGACUAUGGGAAUUCUAAAAACCAAGGUAACUUCAAGAGGUUUAGGAAUGGGAACUCAUCUGAGAGGGGUAACCAGAAUAUUAGCAAUUCUUCUAAUGAUAGCAAUGGGGAGAGGAAAUUCUUUUGCAAGAAGUGUAGUAAGAACCACCCUGGGAGAAACUAUGAUGGGAAUUUAGUGACUUGCAGGUUAUAUAAUAAGAAAGGGCAUAGGGAGUAUGAGUGUUACUCCAAGCUGAACCAACAGGGGGAUGGUGGAAAUGGUGGAAAUAACCAACAGAGGUCUAGCAAUUCCUAUAACCAAGGAAGAAAGAGUAAUGGGCAGAGUGGUCAGAAUAGGAAGUCUGGGAUUGGUAACAAUAAUGGCAACAAUAAUACUGGUAAUGGCAACAAUGGUAAUCAGGGAAGGAAUAAGACUCCCGGGCGUUUGUCUGUAAUGGGAAAAGGAUAG
This is a messenger RNA of Chenopodium quinoa (quinoa), 507 nucleotides long. RefSeq names its product N66 matrix protein-like. Lineage: Eukaryota; Viridiplantae; Streptophyta; Magnoliopsida; Caryophyllales; Amaranthaceae. The transcript has a single exon. The record is from RefSeq and is a predicted model, not a curated record. The coding region runs from base 1 to 507 and encodes 168 amino acids.